This is a messenger RNA of Harmonia axyridis, 1319 nucleotides long. RefSeq names its product von Willebrand factor D and EGF domain-containing protein-like. The transcript is spliced from 5 exons. The record is from RefSeq and is a predicted model, not a curated record. The coding region runs from base 171 to 1220 and encodes 349 amino acids. NCBI's taxonomy places the organism in Eukaryota, Metazoa, Arthropoda, Insecta, Coleoptera, Coccinellidae.
AUAUGAUUCCGAAGAGAAUAACCUAAUCAAUGAUUCUACUAAUCUGAGAAUAAUUACGGGGUCAUUCAUUAUCGCUAUGGGACAUCCCACGAACGUUCACGUUGAUAACCGGCUUGCUAGCUAUAGUCCUCCUCCUAUGGAUUUGCAAGACGACCAUAACAGAAACAAAGAUGACGUCUUACAAGGCAAGCGAUUUUUUAUUCUCUGCGGCUCUGUUGCUAGUUUCAGUGACUUUUCUCUAUGCCGACGACAGUUUCCGUAAUUCCAGAGCUGGAGUUUGCGUCAUAGAAGUCCCAACUAUCCAACUCCUUAGUGAACAUGACAGAAAAGGACCAAUACCUCAUGGAAAUGGAUCUAGGCCAACUCUGAGUAAGAUCGAAGUCUGCUGCUCAGGAUACGCAAAACCAGCUCAUACCUUUGCUGUUUGCGAACCAAUUUGCGACAAGAAGUGCGAAAAUGCAAACUGUACAGCACCCAACGUUUGUACAUGCAAAAAAGGUUAUAUCAACGAUCCCGUUGAGAGCCACAAAUGCAUACCAACUUGCCCAAUUGGUUGUCUGAACGGAGUAUGCACACAUUCUGGUCAAUGUUCUUGCAAUUUUGGUUAUGAGCUGAGCCCAAAUAGGAGGUAUUGCCAUGCAGUUUGUCUUGGUGGCUGUGGACAAAAUGCCGAGUGCGUUGGCAGAAAUGAAUGCCGGUGUAAGACAGGAUACAAUCGUGAUUCCAAGACAUCUCUUUGCGUUCCUCAUUGUGAAGGUGGAUGUGGUGCAGGAGGUCAGUGUAUUGCACCAAAUACCUGUGGCUGUCAACCAGGCUUCUUGAAGCAAGGUAACGCCUGUCUAGCAGCCUGUCCCAAGGGAUGUGCCAACGGGGAUUGUGUAGCACCUAACACUUGUCGCUGCAGACCUGGAUGGACUUUGGACAAAACGGGAACCAUCUGCGAGGCUCACUGCAAUCCAGAUUGUCUCAACGCAAUCUGUGUUGGACCAAACGAAUGCGCUUGUCGUAAAGGAUAUGUCAAGGAUCCUCGUCACACAGCAAAUAGAUGUGUAGCAGAUUGUCCAGGAGGAUGUCCGAACGGUCAAUGCUCUGCACCAAACUUCUGUAUUUGCAAUCCAGGAUAUGUGAAGGAGAGCAAAGGAAGUCAAAACUGUAUUCGCAGAACUAGAAGAUCUGCUAUGCACUUCGAACUUAUUCCUGAGGAAAUGUUUCAACACUAAUUAUGAUUUUCGAAUUUAAACUUCCCUACCAUUCACUAAUUCUCAAUACUUAUUAAUUAAAGUUCCUUGUCAUUUUUCAAUAAAAUAUGUUUUACAUUA